Messenger RNA from Astrephomene gubernaculifera, 1561 nucleotides. The record is from the annotation of a GenBank genome assembly. NCBI's taxonomy places the organism in Eukaryota, Viridiplantae, Chlorophyta, Chlorophyceae, Chlamydomonadales, Astrephomenaceae.
CCCCGUUGGUUAGGGAUCGCGGAGGAGUAAGGACAUGGCCUGGCGGAGCGGUUCUGCCCGGCUAUUGUACCCCGGCGGAGGUGCCCCACAUGGCAGGUGGACCCACACGCCCACCACCAUUCAGCAGCGCACCUCCCCUCACGUCUGCCCCAACAACAACAACAACAACAACAACAUCCGUAGGCCCUGGCUCCCAGCAGCGGCAGCGGCAGCACAACCGGCGGGGUGGGCGGUGGAUGGGGUGGCCUCAGCAGCGGUGGCGGCGGCCAUGCUGCCUCCUCCUCCGGCUCCUCUCCCUGCUGCUGCCCGAGCCUCUCGGGGCGGGCGGGGCUGUGUAGCGGAGGCUGUGGGGAUGCUGCGGAGCUGCAGAGGGCUCAGAUGCCUGGUGGCACGCCGCCGUCAUACCUGCCCCGCAACCACCUUGCAGUCGAGGGGCUUCAGCAGCCAGGGACAUUCGCCGGCUUGCCGCGGUGUAUAACCCUGAGGAGCCAUUACCGGGCCAUGAGGCCAAGUGGUGGGAGGUCGCUGAGCUCUACAAGGCAGACCUGUCCCGCAACUCCCUCACCUCCCUGCCAGCCGAGUCACAACCAGCUAGCAGAGCUGCCCAUGACGCUGUCGAUGCUCUCCUGUUUGAAGCUCUUGGACGUCUCCAACAACAAGCUGCAGGAGCUCCCUCCCACCCUAGCCGCCCUGCCCGCCCUCGCCGUGCUGCACGCCGGCAAGAACGCCCUGCCGCGACUCCCCCCGGGCUGGGCGGCCGGCAGCAGCCCUCCCUGGCGCUGCUCACGGCGCCUGACAACCGGCUAGAGGAGCUGCCUCCUGGGCUAAGAUCAUGCCGGGGCUGAGCUCCCUGACCGAUCUGGACCUCUCCCGCAACCGGCUGCGCGGGCAGCUGCUGCGAGAGGUGGGGCUGCUGGCCCGCCUGCGCUCCCUCAACCUGCGGGACAACAAGCUGGCGGGGCUGCCGCCCAGCAUCGCGGGCUGUACGGCACUGGUGGAGCUCUACCUGGGUCGCAACCAGCUGUCCUGCCUGCCCCCCGAGCUGGGCCUGCUGGAGGCGCUGCGGACCCUGGAGCUGCGCGACAACAGGCUCACACAGCUGCCGGCAGAGCUGUGUGACCUGAGGCUGGGGCUGCUGGACCUGGCUAACAACGACCUCAGAUCCCUGCCGGCGGAGCUGGGCUCCAUGACCAGCCUGCGCAGUCUGCCACUGGACGGCAACCCGCUCAAGCGCAUCCGCAGGGAGCUGGUGGCAGGCCCCAUCUCCCAGUUGCUCAAGUACCUGGCCAGUCGGCAAGCUGACCCCGAUGCCGCAGCCGGGCCCCCCGCCGGUCCGCCGACCCGCUUGGGCGCCCUGCACUCCGCCUCCGCUGCCCGAUCAGGCAACGUAUUCGGCCUAGACGGCGCAGAAAUGGCGGCGGAAGCGGCGAGGAAGCUCAAGCUGGGUGGCGUGGCGGCGGCGGCCGCUGCCGCCGCUGGCGGCGCCGCCGCAGGCGCCGGCUACGGCAGAGGUGGCGGUGGUGGCGGAGGCGCCGGCGGCGGCGGCGGUGGAGGAGGGGAG